Messenger RNA from Suillus subaureus, 516 nucleotides. RefSeq lists its product as uncharacterized. Lineage: Eukaryota; Fungi; Basidiomycota; Agaricomycetes; Boletales; Suillaceae. The transcript is spliced from 6 exons. The coding region runs from base 1 to 516 and encodes 171 amino acids. The record is from RefSeq and is a predicted model, not a curated record.
AUGAAUGCGUUAAACAUGCAAGGGGGGCUGCGGCGGAAAAUAUCGGCGACCAGUAGAUAUAAUUAUCAAAACACAAAUGGCUACUGUGAUGGCUACUGCACGCGAUCUGGUGAUAAUUGGGUAAAGCGAGAUGUGGGCACGGUGACAGGAAGUGCCUCCCAUCACCAUGCUACUCCUCGUCAGGGUGUCAGAACCGCAGCAUUAGACGGCGUAGUUGCGCCCCACGAGUCUGUUUCGUUUGAGAGAGGACAGGCCGUUGAGGAGGGCGUCGCGGAGUUUGUCGAGUCCCCUGAGGACGGUGACAGAUCAGUUGGGUUGUCCGAGGAUGCCUUCCAUUGGGUUUCAGCACAAGGGCUAUGCAGAACUAUGCCGAAUUCAUUAAAAAUGCGGGUAGCCAAUGUGUUCCAUACCGGCUUGCUGGGAGCACAGUGCAUACACUCAACAUAUUCGGAAGGGGACAGCGCCCUGUCACCGAUCUCCAAGUUCGGUGGCGGAGUCUGUUUGGUGAAUGACUAG